This is a messenger RNA of Panicum virgatum (switchgrass), 1087 nucleotides long. RefSeq names its product thioredoxin domain-containing protein PLP3B-like. The record is from RefSeq and is a predicted model, not a curated record. Gene Ontology annotation, cellular component: cytoplasm. The transcript has 8 exons. NCBI's taxonomy places the organism in Eukaryota, Viridiplantae, Streptophyta, Magnoliopsida, Poales, Poaceae. Bases 141 to 830 code for a protein of 229 amino acids.
CAUCGAGGCCGCCGCAGCUCACUUCGCUUCGCUCUCCUUCCCCCCUCGAAACCGAAGCAAAUCCGGCGAGGCGAAGCGGCGGCGCCGGAGGAGGAGGGAGGACCCGGCGGCGCGAGGAGGAAGAAGGGGAGGCAGCAGAGAUGGAUCCGGACGCAGUGAAGUCGACGCUCUCCAACCUGGCCUUCGGCAACGUCAUCGCCGCCGCCGCCCGCGACCUCCAGAAGGAAAUGGUCGCUAAAGAUAAGGCUCAAGCAGCACCUGCCAGCCAUGAUGAAGUUGAUCUUGAUGAAUUGUUGGAUGAUCCAGAACUUGAGAAGUUGCAUGCGGAGAGAAUUGCUGCUUUGAAGAAAGAGGCUGAGAAGCGUGAAGUGCUGAAAAGGCAAGGUCACGGUGAAUACAGGGAAAUAACUGAAGGUGACUUCCUUGGGGAGGUUACUGGCAGUGAAAAGGUUAUAUGUCAUUUCUACCACCGUGAAUUUUACCGUUGCAAGAUCAUGGAUAAGCAUUUAAAGGCCCUUGCUCCAGUCUAUGUGGGAACGAAAUUCGUCAAACUUGAUGCUGAAAAUGCUCCGUUCUUUGUGUCCAAACUGGCAAUCAAAACAUUGCCCUGUGUCAUAUUGUUCAAGAAGGGUAUUGCCGUUGACCGGUUAGUCGGAUUUCAAGACCUUGGGAGUAAAGAUGACUUCUCGACCAGAGCUUUGGAAAAUAUUCUCAAGAUGAAAGGUAUAAUCGAUGAGAAGAAGAAAGAAGAUGAAGACGAAGAUGAUGAAAGUGAGUCCAAGAACCGGCGGAUUAGAUCUUCAACCGCUCAAGACUCAGACUCAGACUGAGGAUGAAAUGAGAUUGCACCAUUUUGUAACUUUUAGCUUGCGUUUGGUCGUUCUGUAAUGUAAUCCUCAAAAUCUCUUUGUGAUUUAUUCAAACCGUGUUGUAUCAAUACCAGUUACCAGAAGAAGAGAGUUGGUGAUGCUUUGGCUGCAUGUAGAAGUGAAAUUUUUGUACCAACUCAACAUCCAUUUUGUGUAAGCUCGAAAUUGUGGAAAUUCUACCGCUGGUGUAGGGCCCACAUGUCAGUGGACUUGCUCUA